Messenger RNA from Pectinophora gossypiella (pink bollworm), 2308 nucleotides. RefSeq names its product zinc finger protein ZFP2-like. The transcript is spliced from 7 exons. The record is from RefSeq and is a predicted model, not a curated record. The coding region runs from base 73 to 2004 and encodes 643 amino acids. Gene Ontology annotation, cellular component: nucleus. NCBI's taxonomy places the organism in Eukaryota, Metazoa, Arthropoda, Insecta, Lepidoptera, Gelechiidae. Gene Ontology annotation, molecular function: zinc ion binding.
ACAAAACACUACAAAAGAUUGAUUUUUACAUGUUAUUUUUACACAGUUUUCCAUAAUAAUUACCAAUCGAAAAUGUCGGAAAUAUGGAAUUUGGGAGCCCUGUGCCGCUGUUGUCAUGCAGACGGGACCUUCAAGGACUUAGAACUACCUUAUAUGUUCCAAAACAAAGUUGAAGUGUACGCAACAAUUCUUCUUGAAACUUUUGGUAUUUCAGUAACACCACCUCCGUUUGAAGCUAGCUACACUAUCUGCGAUGAUUGCAUUGAACGGCUUCGGGAUGCCAAACUCUUCAAAGAUCAGGUUCUGGAUUGUGACCAGAAGUUCCUGGAAUAUUGCCAAAAUGAACAACAAGCGAACAUGGCGUCAUGUAUUAAAGUUGAAAUGGACGAUUAUUCACUUAUUAAUGAGCCUGUUGAUGAUAAAAGUACGAUCCAUAUCACGUAUGAGGGACCGGCCAUCAAAAACGACAGUUACGAUGAUGACUUUCAUGAUUACGAAACUACAGAAAACAUAAAGGAAAAAGAAGAAGAAGAAGAAAAACCUAAAAAAACCAAAGAAGAAGAAGAUAAUACUCCCAAAAUAAAACCUGCAUUGAAGAAAAGAUUGCCAGCAAAAAGAAAACUUAAAACAGAGAAGGAUUCAACUUCAGCCAAGACUACUAAAACUGAUAAACCGAAUUCAUCCAAGAAGCAGAAGACGGCAUACUUAGAAGUGCAAUUGAAGACUGAGAAAGGUGUCACAUACUCAUGCAAACUCUGCGGAGGCACUUACAGUAGCACUGAAGAUUUAAAACAACACGCCAAAGAAAGUCACUUAAACUUGCGAAUCAAAUGUGACCACUGCACCAAGACAUUCGGUAACAAAUACAGUUUGAAGAAACAUUUGAAACUGUUCGCGACCGUAGACAAACAUAAGUGGAAAUGUAAUUAUUGCGACAUGCGUUUCACUUCAAAACCUAGUCUUUCAUGCCACGAAAAUACGCAACACACCAAAAAGGAACGGUUCAUCUGCGAUUUAUGCAAGAAAGAUUUCUACAACAAAUCAAGUUUGCGACGCCACCUCAGAUGGCAUAGUGGCACUUCGAAAGCUUUCGUUUGCGACAUCUGCGGUCUUCAAGUAGGAGACAGCGCCAACCUGAGAAUCCACGUAAUGACGGUACAUGAGAAAAUUCGCAGGUUCCGCUGCAAUGUGUGUGAGAAAGCUUACAGCACUAACAAAUCGUUGAAAGUACACGUCGCCAGCCACACAGGCGAAUACCCGUUGGUCUGCGACAAGUGUCCCAAGAAGUUUCUAUACGAGAACACAUUAAGAAGACAUAAAAUGAUGCACGAAAACAACGCGUCUCACAAAAGAAUCUACAAAUGCAUGGUCUGCCCUUCCACUUUCCAUAUCAGGGGCAGAUUCAAAGCUCACGUCAUGAAACACUCUGGUUUCCUCCCUUACAAAUGCCACUUAUGCCCAAAGGAUUUCUCUUGCAAGUAUUCUUUGAACAGACAUAUAAUUCAGCACAGCGGUAUCAAACGGUUCCAUUGCGAAGUGUGUCAAGCUGGUUUUGUUCAAAAGGCUGCUUUAGGGCGUCACGUCAAAAGAGUACAUGACCCUACUAAAGGGUUGAGGGUUAAAGUGAAGUGUGACUUGUGUAAACAAAACGUUCAUGAUUUGGAGAAACAUAAGCAGAGGCAUUUUGAAAGGCCGCAUAUGUGUCAACAAUGCAAGAGGUCAUAUCCUUCGACCAGCUCGCUAAACAGGCACAUAAGAAAUGAACAUUUAGGCCACCGCGCGCACCCCUGCGACCAGUGCACUAAAGCCUACACUAGACCAGAUGCCCUGAGGCGUCACAAAGAGAAAAAACAUAAAUUAAUACCGAAAACUGAACAGAAUUACGACGAAAGUUUAAACGUAUUUACUAUAGAAAAUAAACAAAUUAAUGUAACGUCCGAGCCCUCGUGUUCGCCGGCCCACACCUCAAACAAAUCUCAAAUCAAAUCAAAUAUACUUUAUUAAUAUGCACACAACAUAUAAAACAAAUUUACACAAAUGGAUGAUAGAUGCAGUACAAUCUGGCGGCCUUAUUGCUAAGCAGAAAUUUUUCUCCUGCCGCCCGGCUGGAGUCGCUCACCGGGUCUCCUUCAACAGACAGUGUGCACUCACUUUCUCUCUCACUUUGGUCACGGCUAUGGAGCCGAAUGGACGUUCACUGCUUUAGCGUUACUUGUUAAUUAGUGCUGUAAAUUAUAUUUCUUGGUUACCUUAUUUGUUAUUCUGUAAAUUCAUUUAAGAAUUAUAAGGAUUUUUGCCUUCUUUCAAA